ACUUCUUUCAUGUGCAACAUAUUGAAAUUUACAUCUUUCAGAAGAGUAACGAAGGAUCUGUUUCAUCAACUGUCAACAUAGGUGAAAAAUGGCAAAGGAUGAGGAAGAUUCUAAGGAAGUUUGCAGGAUGAACUGGGACUUUUCCAGUGUAAUUUCUGAACGGGUCAGGGUGGAUGUACUGGCGGUAAAAAAUGUGGUGGAGAUGCUGUCUGCUGGUGAUACCAUUCCAUUCAUUGCUAGGUACAGGAAGGAACGCACUGGGGAUAUGGAGGUGGACAAGAUACGGGAGGUAGAGGCAAACAUGGAGGAGCUGAGAGCUGUUGAGGCCAAGGCAACCUCUGUUUUGAAAAGUGUAAAGAAAUUAGGAAAGUUGACACGAGAACUGAAAUGUGCCUUGGAAAAUUCCAUCUUAAUAUCAGAAGUAGAUGCUUUGUAUGCCCCAUACAAACCAGGCCACAAGGGAACGCUAGCGGAGAGAGCCCGAGCCUUGGGACUAGAACCUCUAGCACUACAGUAUAUUAACCAUCCAUGGCGUAUAGAUACAGAGGCCUACAUCAGACCCGACACAAAAGGUGUGUCUAGCCUAAAGGAGGUGGAGGCAGGAAUACAGCACAUUCUGGCUGACAUGAUGACCAAAGAUAAGGAAGUGAUUGACCUGGUCAGAGUGCUGACGGACGACCGGGGAAUAACCUUAGAAUCGACAGAAUCUAAGGGAUUGAAGAAAAAACUCAGUGACAAGUCACAUGAUAAGGAAUUAGACAAGGCUUAUAAUUAUGAAUCUUAUUUCAAUUUCCGUCGACUAGUUUCACACAUACAGUCUUAUCAGGUGCUGGCUAUCAAUAGAGGAGAAGAACAUAAAAUUUUAUCUGUUACCAUCACAUACCCUCAGAACAUUAAAUACAGGUUUUACCAGUUUCUAAAACGACGCUGGCUUAGGGAUGAGCAUCGUAUGCCUGAAGCUGCAGUUUCCAUGGUGAAGAAAGCUACUGAAGAUGCAUUUGAUCGACUUAUACAGCCACAAAUGACAAGACAAAUAAGGUCAGAGUUGUUGAAAAAAGCAAGGAAAUCUUCCAUCCAAGUGUUCGCCGAGAACUUGAAGCAGCUGCUUCUGACACAGCCUUGUAAAGGAAAAAAUAUCAUUGGACUUGACCCUGGAUUUACAAAUGGCUGUAAGACAGCUGUCAUUUCAGAUACAGGGAAAGUACUUGAAACAGCAGUGUUAUAUCUACGGGAUCACUCUAUGAAAUGGAAGAUAUUAGACCUGGCUAAAAAACACAGGUGCAGUAUCAUUGCCAUUGGAGACGGAUCUGGAUGCCGUGAGUCAGAAAAAAUGAUUUCAGAUGCCAUCAAAGAAAAUCGAGCAAACAUCCAAUAUUGUAUUGUGAGGGAGAGCGGGGCCUCUAUAUACAGUGUAACAGAUGUAGCGAAACAGGAACUACCUAAUCUCGAGCCAAUGUUAAGGAGUGCAGUAUCCAUUGCCAGACGUUUACUGGACCCUCUGGCAGAGUUUGUGAAGGUUGAUCCAAAACAUCUUGGUGUAGGACAGUACCAGCAUGACAUGCCCGAGAAACAGAUGCAGACUUCGCUUGACUCUGUAGUGGAGGAGUGUGUCAGCUUUGUGGGAGUGGACGUCAACACAGCAAGUGAACAUCUUCUGCGGAGAACAGCUGGACUGACAGCUAGUCGUGCCAAGAACAUCGUGGAGUGGAGAGAGAAGAAUGGAGCAUUCAUCAACAGAGACCAGAUCCGUCAUGUUAAGGGGGUUGGGGCCAAAUCCUAUGAGCAGUGUGCUGGAUUUAUCAGAGUACAUAGUACAUCUGUUGCCCAGGUUACACAAGAAAAAGAUGAAGAACCUGAGGCCUGCACGUCAGGAGGUAGGAAAAGGAAAGCUACCACAAAAGUCAGCAAGGCUAAGAAAGCCAAAAUGUCCGACCAACCAAACCCACUAGAUAUGACCUCCAUUCACCCAGAAAGUUACCCACAAGCUCAACGACUUCUGGAAAGAAUUGGGGUGAAUCCAUCACAAGUUGGACAAGCCCAUUUUAUCAGACAGGUCCAGGACUUCAUGAAAAAAACAAGUGUAACCCAGCAGGCAGCAGAGUUAUCUGUAGGAGAGCCUACAUUGGAUCUCAUUGUCAGUGCUUUACAGCAGCCCCUUAACUAUGAUUUUCGUGAAGGUUUUGACAAGCCUUUAUUUCGGUCUAGAACAUCUGGGUUUGAUGAACUCAAGGUUGGAGAGAUACUCACAGGAAAAGUUGAGAAUGUAACACACUUCGGGGCAUUUGUUGAUGUAGGGGUGGGGGAGAGAGGACUGCUCUUUAACAGCGCCAUGAAGGGACAGCACAUACAGCUAGGUAACCGCCUCGAAGUGAAGGUCCUCUCUCUGGACAGGGGACGUAAACGAUUCAGACUAGAAUUUGUCAAGUUCGGGUGACUUAACUGCUUUCUGUAA
Messenger RNA from Ylistrum balloti, 2452 nucleotides. Its product is annotated as S1 RNA-binding domain-containing protein 1-like. The record is from RefSeq and is a predicted model, not a curated record. Gene Ontology annotation, molecular function: mRNA binding; structural constituent of ribosome. The transcript has 16 exons. Gene Ontology annotation, biological process: translation; nucleobase-containing compound metabolic process. Bases 89 to 2434 code for a protein of 781 amino acids. Lineage: Eukaryota; Metazoa; Mollusca; Bivalvia; Pectinida; Pectinidae.